Molecule: messenger RNA, 483 nt
Organism: Histoplasma capsulatum G186AR
Lineage: Eukaryota; Fungi; Ascomycota; Eurotiomycetes; Onygenales; Ajellomycetaceae
Exons: 1
Coding region: 1-483 (160 amino acids)
Cellular component (GO): mitochondrion
Source: RefSeq, a predicted model, not a curated record
AUGGCUGGCACCAACGGCCAAGCUCCACCAACAUCACAAGCAGAGGCACUCCAACCUUCCAAAAAGCCCCUCAUCCCAAACUCCACAAAACUUCUUCUCGGCGGCACCGUUUUCUUCGCCUUGUCAUCCCUCAUAACCCGCCGCGCCUUUCUGCGCAAGCGCAUCAGCACACUCCCGCCCACCUACACCAGCGCCCCCUUCCACCGGCCAUCCGCUAACGGAGGCCUGGAGGCUCUCGAAGCACUCAACAUCGCAACAAUAAAUGUUGCUAGCGUUGCGAUGAUUGGCGUCGGCGCAGGCAUGUACGCGUUCGACAUUGAUACCUUGGAGGAUUUGAAGCGGAAGGUGAGGAGCGGGAUGGAGCUUGAUGGCUCCGGAGAGUCGGAGCAGCAGGUCGAGGAGGAGUUGGAGAAGUGGGUUGCUAAUGUCAUGAGUUGGAAGGCGGGGAAGGAAAAGAAAGAGAGUGAGGUGGAGCGGAAAUAA